AUAGGACUACCAAGUCAUACCAAGGUCUGUUUUCCCUUGCUGAUGGCAAGACACAUGUUGUGAUAUUAAAAAAAGAGAAAAUCUUCACCUACUGGCUGGAACAAUUUAAUACUUGAUUAUGGCAACAAGCACCAAUCUACAAGGAUUUAAUCUGGAGGAAAACAAAGAUAAUGUAUAUGAAACUGUCCUUGGUGAGAUUAAAUACCUGGAGCUGCCUUUAGGAAUCACUUUAGGGUCUGUGUAUGAUGAUCAGCCAAAUGCACACCAAAAGUUUAUGGAAAAAUUGGAUGCAUGUAUACGUAAUCAUGACAAAGAGAUUGAAAAAAUGUGCAAUUUUCACCAUCAAGGAUUUGUGGAUGCCAUUACAGAACUUCUUAAAGUAAGGGCUGAUGCAGAGAAACUAAAGGUCCAAGUUACUGAUACAAACAGAAGACUUCAAGAAGCUGGGAAAGAGGUGCUAGCUCAGACAGAGGAAGUCAUCCAGAGUAGACUUCAGCAGAGGAAUAUUAUGACCGUGGUCGAAAAACUUCAGUUGUGCCUUCCAGUAUUGGAGAUGUACAGCAAAUUAAAAGAGCAGAUGAAUGUCAGAAGAUAUUAUUCUGCUCUAAAAACAAUGGAACAGCUAGAAAACAUAUACUUCCCUAGAGUUAAUCAGUAUCGGUUUUGCCAAAUCAUGAUGGGGAACCUUCCAAAGCUUCGUGAGGAAAUUAAAGGGAUUUCCAUGUCAGAUCUGAAAGACUUCCUGGAGAGCAUCCGGAAGCAUUCAGAUAAAAUUGGUGAAAUGGCAAUGAAACAGGCACAGCAGCAAAAAACUUUUAAUACUGCUCUUCAGAAGCAGAGCAGUUUGUGCUGUGGAAAGAAUGUAUACAUAAAUAGCAAUGGAAUUGCAGAAGCAAGGAGUGAAAUAGUUUCAAAGCAAAACGUAGAAGAUGAAGAAGAACACGAAGAGGAGGUUUUGACUGCUCACGAUUUGGUAGAUUUUUCUCCUGUAUAUAGAUGCCUACAUAUUUAUUCAGUUCUGGGUGAUGCAGAAACAUUUGAAAACUACUAUAGAAAACAGAGGAGGAAACAAGCAAGACUAGUUUUACAGCCACAGUCAAACAUGCAUGAAACAGUAGAAGAUUACAGAAGAUACUUCAGUCAAAUUGUAGGUUUUUUUGUCGUGGAGGAUCACAUUUUACACGCAACCCAAGGAUUAAUAACAAGAGCUUAUACAGAUGAACUUUGGAAUAUGGCACUUUCAAAGAUUAUCGCUGUCCUUAGAACUCAUUCAUCCUAUUGCACUGAUCCUGAUCUCGUUCUGGAGCUGAAGAAUCUGAUAGUUGUCUUUGCGGAUACUUUGCAGGGUUAUGGUUUUCCCGUCAACAGACUAUUUGAUCUUUUACUUGAAAUAAGAGACCAGUACAAUGAGACACUUCUUAAAAAAUGGGCUAUAUUGUUCAGGGAUAUUUUUGAAGCAGAUAAUUACAGUCCAAUUCCUGUAUCAAAUGAGGAAGAGUACAAACUUGUGAUUAGUAAAUUUCCUUUUCAAGAUCCAGAACUUGACAAGCACCGUUUUCCAAAGAAACUUCCAAUGUCACAGUCAGUGCCUCAGAUUUAUAUCCAGGUUAAAGAAUUUAUUUAUGCAAGCCUUAAAUUUUCAGAGUCACUUCAUCGGAGUUCAACAGAGAUAGAUGACAUGCUUAGAAAAUCUACAAAUUUAUUGCUGACUAGAACUUUAAGCAGUUGUUUACAAAACCUCAUUAAAAAACCUCACAUAGGUUUGACAGAGCUGGUGCAAAUUAUCAUAAAUACAACACAUUUGGAACAAGCAUGUAAAUACCUUGAAGACUUUAUAACUAACAUUACAAAUAUUUCCCAAGAAACUCUCCACACAGCAAGACUGUAUGGUCUUUCAACAUUUAAGGAUGCAAGACAUGCUGCUGAAGGGGAGAUUUAUACGAAACUUAAUCAGAAGAUUGAUGAAUUUAUCCAGCUUGCUGACUAUGAUUGGACAAUGAUUGAGCCUGAUGGGAGAGCUAGUGGCUAUUUAAUGGAUCUAAUUAAUUUCUUAAGAAGUAUCUUUCAGGUUUUUACUCAUUUGCCUAAUAACAACAAUGACUAUGCAGCUAUGUCGGGAAAAGUAGCUCAGACUGCUUGUAUGUCUGCUUGCCAGCAUCUCUCAACCUCCCUGAUGCAGAUGCUGUUGGAUAGCGACUUGAAACAGAUCAGCAUGGGAGCUAUUCAGCAAUUUAAUUUAGAUGUCAUACAGUGUGAAUUGUUUGCAAGUUCUGAGCCUGUACCUGGAUUCCAUGGAGAAACCUUGCAAUUAGCAUUCAUUGAUCUCAGACAACUCCUGGAUCUCUUCAUGGUGUGGGACUGGUCGACCUACCUGGCCGAUUACGGGCAGCCCAGCUCCAAGUACCUGCGCGUCAACCCCAGCACAGCUUUGGCCCUCUUGGAGAAAGUCCACCGAGGGAUGAAAGAUGUGAACAAAAAGAACCACCUUUUUGCCCAGUUCCGGAAGAACGACCGCGACAAGCAGAAGCUCAUCGAGACGGUGGUGCGGCAGCUCCGGGGAUUGGCCAACUGCAUCGCCCAGCACCCGUGAAAGCGGUCCCGCCCCACCUCACCCCACCCAAUCCGCCGCCGAGCCGGGCUCCCGAGAAGCUGGUUCCGGUGAAAGGGCCGCUGAUUUGACGGAGAACGAGAAGGAGGCCCUGGAAGGGACCGGCCGAAGGGAAGAGCUCCUUCCCUGCGUGGCACCCCUUGAAGAGGAGGGCAAGCCUUGCCAAGGGGAAGCGGGCCUCUGCCUGUAUUGGCUGUCCCUGCCGUACUCGAUUGUAAAUACGAUUUUAGGAGAAGACCUCAUGGUCCUCCCCGGCGUCCCCGAAAGGCCAUUUAGUGUCUUCUGCUCCAAGGUCCCAUUUUCCAAGCAGCGAUUUUUCUCGACUCGGACGUUUCCUACUUGCCCCUCUGCUUCCCUGCCUCCGCAUUAUAUUUGUUUGUUGUAAGCCUUAAGUAACCCUGACAUCAGAAUUUCUCCCUUUUUUCAGGUGGGGGAGCCAAAAAGUGCGGGGAGCCAUUUUGUAGUACCCUUUAAACUACCUAACUGGAACUCGGUCCCGAUGGUGUCCGAACGACUUUGACGCUGGAUAGCAGCCUCCCGCCCUUCCAUUUUUCUCCGGGGAUCGGCCAGCGUUGGGUGUGGGGCACUGGGGGAGGGAGGUUUCCUGGGUCUAGGUGCCCCCCCUUCUGCCAGGGAGCGGCCUUGCUGGGAAGACAAGCGAAUGUAUCCUGAAGGGAAUGCCCCAUAACUGUGGGACUUGUAGAGAAUGUCCACUUUCUUCCCAUUCCUCGCAGCUGAUUAAAUUAUUUGACGGUCCUGCUGAA
Crotalus tigris (Tiger rattlesnake) is the source of this 3372-nucleotide messenger RNA. RefSeq names its product exocyst complex component 6 (gene EXOC6). Gene Ontology annotation, biological process: exocytosis; intracellular protein transport; Golgi to plasma membrane transport. The transcript has 24 exons. The coding region runs from base 119 to 2590 and encodes 823 amino acids. NCBI's taxonomy places the organism in Eukaryota, Metazoa, Chordata, Lepidosauria, Squamata, Viperidae. The record is from RefSeq and is a predicted model, not a curated record. Gene Ontology annotation, cellular component: exocyst; membrane.